This is a messenger RNA of Punica granatum (pomegranate), 727 nucleotides long. Lineage: Eukaryota; Viridiplantae; Streptophyta; Magnoliopsida; Myrtales; Lythraceae. The record is from RefSeq and is a predicted model, not a curated record.
UGGCGGACCAAAUUGCUUGGAGCAAUGCAAAAACAAAGAGAGAAACAACAGUAGAGAGUGGACAGAAAAAGAGAAUGGAGAGGAUAUGAGUUCCAUUGCCCAGAUCAAUAUCUUAAUGGCCUUUACGGCCACGGUUAACAAGUUGGCCUCCUCUAAUGCGCGUGCAGUUCCCCGAGGAGGUGGAGGACGAGGACGAGGACGAGGACGAGAAGACCGCCGGCGAACAAAUCCCAACAGAAGCUCCUCCGCCACCGACUUCGGCCGGCGGUGCCUCCUCCUUGCAGCGUCAGUCGUCGCCGCCCCACAGCCCACCGAUUCCCGCACCGAACUCCUCAAGAGGUACCUGAAGAAGUCAGAGGACAACAGAGCUAAAAAUGACAAAGAGAGAUUGGAAAGUUACUACAAAAGGAAUUACAAGGAUUAUUUUGACUUCGUGGAGGGAUCAUUGAAGGGGAAGAAUGAGCAGCAGCUCUCUGAGUCCGAGAAGGGCAUCCUCGAUUGGCUUAAAACUAACAAGUAAUCGAGCCGGAAAAAAAAAAUGCAAAGUAAAAUUAAUUAGCCGUAACAUGGUUGUGCAGCUAAGUAAAUUUUGUUAGCAUAGAGAGCUUAUCUAUUUUGCCGAUACGAUGAAGCAUUUGCUCUUGUUGGACGUUGCAUACUUGAUGGUUGUUAUGCUUUUUCAAUACUUCAUUGCAAUUUGCAAUAACUUAUUCUUUGAGAGAUUUAA